Molecule: messenger RNA, 417 nt
Organism: Oppiella nova
Lineage: Eukaryota; Metazoa; Arthropoda; Arachnida; Sarcoptiformes; Oppiidae
Source: the annotation of a GenBank genome assembly
AUGCCACUGUUGUUCGCGAUCUUCUUUGAAAUGCAAUACAUAUUCUCUCUCUUCGAUGAUAUCAUUUUGAUUUGCAUCCCAUCUGAGAGUAUAGAAAGUAAAUACUUCAUCAGAUCGAGGACCGGCACCCACACUGUUAUACGCCUGCAAUACCAGAAUAUAAGUGGUCUUUCGCUUCAGAUUUGUCACAUAACUGGUCUCGAAUUUAUUCGAGUCGUUAUCACCAUUGAUAUCGACAUUCUUGUACUGAAACGAGGGGGUUUCCAUUUAAUCUUCAAAGAUGUCGAUGAAGUGGUCUCAAUGAUGACAUCAGUGGGCGGACCGCCCGGAACUUCUUCAACCGUUUGGAAGACUAGUGUCGAGGAACUGGAGUCACUCCUUCCCAAUGCAUUUUCCGCAUACAUACGGAUUUCAUAA